AUGUAUAAUGAAAUGGACGACAAUUUUGACGAUGUCGCCAUCAGCACCUUCAAAUAUAGUCUCCCAGUCGAGCACAGCUUGAGGAAGUCUCUGAUUGGCAAGCCUGCCAUCAGUGUGUGCCAACUGAUGGAUCGGAUCGAUAAGUACAAACGAGUAGAGGAAGACCAGCUGCAACGUAAGGGAAAAGAGAAGGUUAUCCCUCAAGAGAGGAGGGAUUUCAAGUCGAACCGAUGUAACAGCAACUGCUCAAGGAGAGAUUUCGUAGGGCAAUCCAGAGUAACCAACACACAGACUGUCAAUACUGUAUUCAGAGAACCAGUACAUCAAGUGUUGGAGAAAAUCAAGAACGAGCCAUACUUUAAGUGGCCGAAUAAGAUGGCGGGAGAGUCCACGAGGCGUAAUCAGAACUUUUAUUACCAAUACCACCAGGACCACGAACAUACCACAGAGAACUGCAAGAACCUCUGGAACUAUCUGGACCAACUAGUCCUUAAAGGAAAGCUGAAGCACCUUCUGUAUCAUCCCAGUGGUCAUCAAGGCCAAACCCAUCAAGAACCCCAGAGAGAUAUUGCCUUAAGGCCACCCGUAGGGACGAUCAAUGUAAUCUUGGUCGCGCCAAGAAGAACAAGCACGCGCCCUUCACGAGUGUUAUCUGUGGCUUAG
Molecule: messenger RNA, 663 nt
Organism: Quercus lobata
Lineage: Eukaryota; Viridiplantae; Streptophyta; Magnoliopsida; Fagales; Fagaceae
Exons: 1
Coding region: 1-663 (220 amino acids)
Source: RefSeq, a predicted model, not a curated record